Molecule: messenger RNA, 227 nt
Organism: Symbiodinium pilosum
Lineage: Eukaryota; Dinophyceae; Suessiales; Symbiodiniaceae
Source: the annotation of a GenBank genome assembly
GAGCAUCGGACCGCCACUUCCACGUGGUGCUCGCCCAUCUCGCUGUUUGACGAGGCUGCCCGCCAGAAGGCGUCACAAGGCGGGAUCCCCGAAUGGGCCAUUCGCACGGUGCUAAAGGCGCGGCGUCUUGUGGACCAGGCAUCUGGCCUUGGUGACCUCACGGAUGUCUACGAGGCACAGAUCGUGACUGCUAAGCGAGAGAAGCGCGGCAUUGCCAGGGCGCCGCU